GGGCCGCGAGGCAUGCCGCGCUCUCGUAGCUGGGCUGGAGUAGGUGCCCUUGGCGGCCCUGGCUCGGGCAGUAAGGGACUUGGCCCUAGGGAGCGUUGGAAAUGCUGCGACCCGCCCCCACAUUUUUGCCCGAACGAAGACCCUCCGGGCUUUCACGGCCCGGCCUUCUACAGCGGCGGGGGAGCCGCGGCCCCUCGCAGGGCUCUCCGCGCGGUCUCCGACUGCCCGGAGCCGAAGUGCAGGCUGAAACCUGUUGAGCUCCCCAUGCUACCACCCCGCCACCUCCACUCUCCUGGGGCGGGUCUAAGAGCUCUUCGCGGAAAUUCAAAGCACCACCACCAACGUUUGCAGAUGCUCUCCCUGCGCUGCGACCACCCUGUGCUUGGCCCAGGUCUCUCGGAGGCGUCCAGAGACUGGGCUCGUACAGGGGGACGGAAGAGGGUGCGCCCCAACGGAUCCCUUCUCAGCCUCUGGACUUGAGCUGGCCGGUCCGGGGCUUGCAGACCUCCGGGAGGACCUGCGGGGCUACGCGACGAUCAGGAGGCCAGGCCAGGGCAGAGGACCGCCGAGGGCCACCGCGGAAGGCGCAGUCGGCUGCGUCCAGGCUCGCGCCGGCGCGGGCGAAGGCUCCAAAUUGGGUAAGCUGUGGACGCAGCUCUGCGCAUGUGCAGGAGGCGCUGGAGUUUCACUUUGUAACUUUUAAGUGGUCGGAACACGCCCCGCCUGGCUGGGUCCCGCCAGACACGCCGCCGCCGCAGGAAAGUCUACAGGAUGGUACCCCAGGACUUGCUGGUCAGGAAAGCCCUGCAGGAAAUGAGUGUUAGUUCUGAGGCCUGGCCCUUCGCCGCUUAGGAGGUACUGGGGCUGCUUUUGCCUUUGCCAGAGACAGCUCCAACUGAGGACCUCCCCAACGGGUCCAUCCACAGUCCUUCCUUCCCCUAGCAUCUGGGAAGACAGGCACGAUGGCGGACUCCCCAUUCCUGGAGCUGUGGCAGUCCAAGGCGGUGUCCAUCAGGGAGCAGCUGGGCCUCGGGGACCAGCUCAAUGACUCCUAUUGCUACAACUCGGCCAAAAACAGCACCGUGCUCCAGGGAGUCACCUUUGGUGGCAUCCCCACUGUCCUGCUCAUAGACGUCAGCUGCUUCCUGUUCUUAAUCUUGGUGUUUUCCAUUAUAAGAAGAAGAUUCUGGGACUAUGGCCGCAUUGCUCUGGUGUCAGAAGCAGACAGCGAGUCCAGAUUUCAGAGAUUGUCAUCGACUUCUUCCUCAGGGCAACAAGACUUUGAAAAUGAGCUGGGAUGCUGUCCCUGGCUGACUGCCAUCUUCCGUCUGCAUGAGGACCAGAUCCUGGAAUGGUGUGGGGAGGACGCCAUCCACUACCUGUCCUUCCAGAGGCACAUCAUCUUCCUGCUGGUGGUAGUCAGCUUUUUGUCCCUGUGUGUCAUCCUGCCCGUCAACCUCUCAGGCGACUUGCUGGACAAAGACCCGUACAGUUUUGGGAGGACGACAAUAGCAAACCUGCAGACUGACAAUGACCUCCUUUGGCUGCAUACCAUCUUUGCCGUCAUUUACCUCUUCCUCACCGUGGGCUUCAUGCGGCACCACACUCAGUCCAUUAAGUACAAAGAGGAGAACCUGGUGAGGCGGACCCUAUUCAUCACAGGACUCCCCAGAGAUGCCAGGAAGGAGACUGUGGAGAGCCACUUCCGGGAUGCGUACCCCACGUGUGAAGUGGUUGAUGUCCAGCUGUGCUACAACGUGGCCAAACUGAUCUACCUGUGCAAGGAGAGAAAGAAGACUGAGAAGAGCCUGACCUAUUAUACGAACCUGCAGGUGAAGACAGGCCAGCGGACCCUCAUCAACCCCAAGCCCUGUGGCCAGUUUUGCUGCUGCGAAGUGCUGGGCUGUGAGUGGGAAGACGCCAUCUCUUACUAUACGCGGAUGAAGGACAGGCUGCUGGAGAGGAUCACAGAGGAAGAAUGCCACGUUCAGGACCAGCCCCUGGGAAUGGCCUUUGUCACCUUCCAGGAGAAGUCCAUGGCCACCUACAUCCUGAAAGAUUUCAACGCCUGCAAGUGUCAGAGCCUUCAGUGCAAAGGUGAGCCCCAGCCAUCCUCCCAUAGCAGAGAGCUCUGUACCUCCAAGUGGACAGUCACCUUUGCCGCUGACCCUGAGGACAUCUGCUGGAAGAACCUCUCUAUCCAGGGCCUCCGCUGGUGGCUACAGUGGCUGGGCAUCAACUUCAUCCUCUUCCUGGGGCUGUUUUUCCUGACCACACCCUCCAUCAUCCUGUCCACCAUGGACAAGUUUAAUGUCACCAAACCCAUCCAUGCGCUGAAUAACCCGAUCAUCAGCCAGUUCUUCCCCACCCUCCUGCUCUGGUCCUUCUCGGCUCUGCUCCCCUCCAUUGUCUACUACUCUACACUGCUGGAGUCUCACUGGACCAAGUCGGGGGAAAACCAGAUCAUGAUGACCAAAGUCUACAUAUUCUUGAUCUUCAUGGUGCUGAUCCUGCCCUCCCUGGGUCUCACCAGUCUAGAUUUUUUCUUCCGGUGGCUCUUUGACAAAACUUCCUCGAAGGCUUCCAUCAGGUUGGAGUGUGUCUUCCUGCCUGACCAGGGCGCCUUCUUUGUGAACUACGUCAUUGCCUCGGCCUUCAUCGGCAAUGGCAUGGAGCUGCUGCGGCUGCCAGGCCUCAUCCUCUACACCUUCCGCAUGAUCAUGGCCAAGACGGCUGCCGACCGCAGGAAUGUCAAGCAGAACCAGGCCUUCCAGUACGAGUUUGGAGCCAUGUAUGCGUGGAUGCUGUGUGUCUUCACUGUCAUCAUGGCCUACAGCAUCACCUGUCCCAUCAUUGCGCCAUUUGGCCUCAUCUACAUCCUGCUCAAGCACAUGGUGGACCGGCACAACCUCUACUUCGUCUACCUCCCAGCCAAGCUGGAGAAGGGGAUCCACUUUGCUGCUGUGAACCAGGCCUUGGCAGCCCCCAUCCUAUGCCUCUUCUGGCUCUACUUCUUUUCCUUCCUGCGCCUGGGUAUGAAGGCCCCUGCCACUCUGUUCACCUUCCUGGUGCUGCUGCUCACCAUCCUGGUCUGCCUGGCUCACACCUGCUUUGGAUGCUUCAAGCACCUCAGCCCUCGGAACUACAAAGUAAAGACAGAAGAGCCUGCAAGUGACAAAGGAAGUGAGGCAGAGGCCCACAUGCCUCCACCGUUCACGCCCUACGUGCCUUGGAUUCUGAACGGCUUGGCCUCGGAGAGGACAGCACUGUCUCCGCAGCAGCAGCAGCAGCAGACCUACGGUGCCAUCCACAACAUCAGCGGGACUAUCCCUGGACAGUGUUUGGCACAGAGCUCCAUGGGCAAGGUGGCUGCUGCCCCACAGGAGGCCUGAGGCCGGGUCUCACUGCUCUGAAAAGACACAACCAGAAUGGCCUGGGGCUCAGGCCCUUGGCUGAGCGGGAAUGUGUUGGAACUGCCCAGCUGAGCCAUCAGGUGCCCAUCUUUUCUGGUCCCAGCAGUGGUGAGGGGAGCACAUGCAGGCCUCACCCCUACCUUGCUCACCCAGUUCCCCCUCCGGCACAAGCUUGCGGCUCUGCAGCUGGGGUGACAUCCCCAGUGGUUUGUCGCCAAGACCAUGUGGUAGACUUUUUGCCCCCCAAACUGAUGAGUCUGGGAGAAUAUAUGGAGAGAGAGAUGUAACAAGGGGAAGGCCUCCUCCCUUCUGAGCACACACACAACCGACAACCAAAGAGAUUCUGCAGUCCAGGUCUGAGAUGAGCUGGCGUCCAGCUCCCCGCUCCAUGGCCAGUCCCUCCCCAGCCCGGCAGCCCCUCCAGGCUACACCCAGGAGUGAGCUAUGGGGAGCAGGCUGGGAGGCGGCCAGUGCUCCUGCCAGCUGUGCACACACCUCUGUAUCCCACUACAGUUCUGUAUUUUUGUAUCAUGUUGUCAGGGACACCCCAUAACAGGCAGGGACAAGGACCACUCAUAAUGUGCCCACUGGACCACAGUUAAGAUCCAGCCUCUCCCACCUCUUCAGGGCUGAGUGCAUGAGUCUGCACCUCCAGGCAGGCUCUGUGCAGUACUCACCCUCUGUCUGCUCCCUGCAAGGUGUGGGGGUGGGCAGUGCUCAGGGCCUCCUCGGAACCAAAGGACAACGUGGUCGGCACAGAGGAGGGGGUGCCUGGGCUGGGUGCAUCCCAUUGCCCUUGAGCUGUGGCUCUGGCAGGAAGGAGGGGCUGUCCCUCUUCUCCCUCCUGGAGAGUCCAGGGGAUGGGAUGCAACUUAAGACUUCUGCCUGAGAAGCUUCCUCCCGGAGAAGCCUCCUCCCUGCUACCUCCAGGGGGCACCAAGGGACAAGCCUGUGCAGUGGGGGUGGGAGGGGGUGCGGAAGAGCAGGUCCAGGCUCCUUCCAGCCCAACUGGGCCAGGGCCUUGGCACCUCUGCAGGCCCUGCCCGUGCCUGUCCGCUGACCUGGUGGGCCUGGGCUUUCUGACUCAGGGACCCUGUUGAUGCUGACUUGCGCCUGCAGUGGCGGCCAAUGCUGCCUCUGCUCCAAACUGCCCCCGUGCUGGGAGGGGUGGGGGCGGUGCCAUGGGUCUGGUGCAGCACAGCCCUGGCCAGUGGCCUCAUCCCCAAUGGGCCUCCUGUGCCUCUGCCAGCAAGGAGGAGCCUGCCAGCUCUGCUUGGACAGGGGACACCAUGUGGGGUCAGGGCAUGCUUAUGUCACUGGGUUCCAGCCGCUGUUAGAAGCAAAGUCAUUUAUCAUCAA
Molecule: messenger RNA, 4772 nt
Organism: Piliocolobus tephrosceles (Ugandan red Colobus)
Lineage: Eukaryota; Metazoa; Chordata; Mammalia; Primates; Cercopithecidae
Gene: TMEM63A
Product: transmembrane protein 63A
Exons: 25
Coding region: 963-3392 (809 amino acids)
Cellular component (GO): plasma membrane
Molecular function (GO): nucleic acid binding; calcium-activated cation channel activity
Source: RefSeq, a predicted model, not a curated record